This is a messenger RNA of Drosophila willistoni, 764 nucleotides long. RefSeq lists its product as uncharacterized. The transcript has 3 exons. The record is from RefSeq and is a predicted model, not a curated record. Bases 276 to 710 code for a protein of 144 amino acids. NCBI's taxonomy places the organism in Eukaryota, Metazoa, Arthropoda, Insecta, Diptera, Drosophilidae.
UUGGGUUUGGUUUUCGGUUUUGGUUUGCCUGCUGCUGGGUUGCGGGUGUUACGCGAUGGAUGCCUACACUCAUUCGCGUUUUGGUUAUUCGCAUUUUCGGCAUAUUCGUGGCAUCAUCCGACGCAUGGGGCGGCAGUUACAAAAAAUACAAAAAAUACAAACAAAAAAACCAAACGAAAUUUAAGAAAAUCGUAAAUUAAAUAGAACAAAACACACAACAAACAGAGAAACAACAAAACGAGAAGAGAAUAAGCCACCAUCAUAUCAUCUUACAUAUGGCAGAGUUUGAAUCAUUAACGAAUGACAACGAUUGUGUUUAUGAUUGUUGUGCAAUGGCCAAAUCGAUAAAUGAAACAAGAUCUAAAACAACAACAACAACAACAAUUCAUACACGCAAAAGCAUAACAACAAUUACAUUUGUAUUGCUAUUAAUUUUAUGCUGUUUAUGUGAUUACAAUUAUGGAAGCUGGGCUUCCCAAUGCUGGAGGAAGCACAAUUCCGGUUCGAUACAAGCGCCAGAUGGUGAAUUUAAGCGUCCAUUUGGGAUACUCUGCACAUAUCGUUGUUUUCUUUGGUUUCCGCCAGUCUAUCCAUAUUGUGAAUUUAUUUUCGAUUUGCGCUUAUCAAGACAUUUUACAUCAUUCCCGGACUGCUAUGAGAUCCGCUGCAAUGAGACGUUCACCUUCUUUGGCAACGAGCAACAAUUCUAAAAUGAAGUCCCUAAAAAUUAUUGUAAUUAUAUAAUAUAUAUGGUUUUAUUUUUU